Messenger RNA from Tetranychus urticae (two-spotted spider mite), 2271 nucleotides. RefSeq lists its product as uncharacterized. NCBI's taxonomy places the organism in Eukaryota, Metazoa, Arthropoda, Arachnida, Trombidiformes, Tetranychidae. The record is from RefSeq and is a predicted model, not a curated record. Gene Ontology annotation, molecular function: proton channel activity. Gene Ontology annotation, cellular component: membrane. Gene Ontology annotation, biological process: proton transmembrane transport.
AUUAUUCAUCAUAAACUUACAACCUCUUUGAGAUAAUUUUUGAUCACGUUCAACAAUUAUUUAUGUUUUUACUUCACAGUUGACUUCGUAUUUAAGGAACCUUUAACUCUUUAAACAACCGUUUUUUUGGUGACAAACAAAAAAUUAACCCACCUUUGCUCAUCUUCAUCAGGCUCACUGAUUUUCAGGCUCAUUUUUACCUUUAGCCGUUUAAGUGUUCACUUCAACCUCACUGAUAUCCACAAUGUUCAUCAUGUUUAAACUAUUCAGUGUUUCCCUUUAAAAAAUACCAUUUAGCCUGGACUUAACUUGACUAUUAUCAAAACCUUAUUCUGGUCAUCUGUUUAACCUAUUUUCAAUAUCAUUUGUGAACAUAUAAACUGUCCAUUCUAAUGAGUUCAAUUUCAGAGAAUCGGUUUAAUCCAAAAGCAACUGUAGUUAAAAUAAGUGAUGGAAAAAUAAUCGACCAAAGUAAAUUUGGCAAAAAAUUAUACAAUUAUACAGCUAACCAGGUUGAAGGGACUUCAAGUUGUGUUAUAUCCUCACUUCCAGGAACAUCGGGUUAUUUCAAUUCAUCCAUAUUAGACAAUAAAGAUGCUUCAUCUUCAAUAUCAUCGGGUCGAUCUUCAACUCGACCCGGUUCCAAUACCAAUAACAAGAUGACCGGAGCAACGACAAUACAAGUCACACCGAAUCACACCUUUAAAUAUCCAAUCUCAAGCACAAAUGUUACUCGCCGGUCAUCACCUCAAGAAACCUUUAAUGAAAUUAGCAAGACAACUCAAUUACCUGGAAUUGAUGUUCGCGAUGAUUUCUGGAAUCGAUGUAGAGUUUAUAAGAAAAGGCCAAAGAACAUUUUCUUCUCUCAACUAUAUUCUAUCUUUCAUCUUGCUUGUACCAUAACCCUUCUUCGUAUUUCAGGCACAUCCAUACCAAACCGACACUGGUUCACUUUAACCGUAUAUUACUAUCAUGGCUACCUGUUAGGAACCUCAAUUUUGUUCAUCAUUUUAAUUCGUUGUUGGACAACUAAAGACUAUUAUGGACCUGGUGAGGGUCAUCCCGAAAACACAUCAAUACUGUUUGGUUCCAUAGCUCUUGGUUUGGUACAGUUGAUUGCUAUUGGACUUAAUUUGGCUCAAUGUCUUAACGACCAAUUCAUUUUCAUACCAAUUCUUCAAUUUCUGUUUGUUUUUUUAUUAAUGCAUUUCAUAUUUACUCGAGCUCAACGUGGACCUAAAUACAGUCUCAAGAAUAUUGCUGUUGCUCAUCUUUUUGCUUGUCAAAUGUCACUUUGGUUAGUUAAUUUUGAUCCUAACUAUGGUACAUGUAGCCAUCGUCAAGCUCGAUUAUCACCUCGAUCAGAUACAUCGUCACCAUCAUUAAUAUCCUCCAGGCCUAACAUAUUUCCAGCAUCAUUUUCCGAUCUACUUUUACCCAUUAUUCACAAUUAUCAACUAUUAACGGCAUUCAUUUUAGGUUACAUGUGGAUUCAAAAUAAUCGGUGUCAUUACAACAGCCUUAAACCGAGACUUUCAGAUCUCGAUGAUAACGCUUCAUUCAGUUUUGCCAAGAAACCAAGUUCAAUUAAAGGCUUCUUUAUGGGUAUUUUAAUUAUUUCAACUGCUUUAAUUGUCUUGUUGCUUGGUAAUCCAGAGAUUACUCUCAUCACUCAUACAUCUAUUCAGGGUUUAUCAGCAGCUGCUGCUUUGAUUGGACUCGUAUUGAGAGGUCGUAAACGGAAGGGACUCCACAAAAUUGCCGAUCCUUGUUUGGAUCCAAAUGAUAACCACAUCAUGUCAAUUAUUACUGUUGCUGGUGCUUAUACUUUAGCAAUAUAUGAUAUUGUUACAAGUGGAUUGGAAAACACAUUGACAUCUUACAAGAUGAUGAACCAUGGAGCUUUAAUAAUUCAAAUUACUCUUCAAACUUUUUUACUUCGCUCUGAUGGUCGCAAGAUUCAUCGAUCUAGAGACGUUUUCGCCUAUUUGAUUUUAUCCAAUUUUAGUUUAUGGAUCCUGGAAAUAACAAAUAUGGCAACUAAUUUGACAAAUCAAAAUUCAAUAUCAGCUCGACAUCUUCCUCAACUACUUGUAACUCUUAAUAGAUUUUAUUCUGGACUCGUGUUUAUACACUUUUGGAAACUCAAGUAAUUCAAAGAAACCGUCCAACUCUAUUUAUAAAAUAUAUUUUAAGGCUGAAUUCAAAGUCAGCGUUAUUUUAAAACCUCUUCAUUUGUAAUUACUAGUUAACUAUUAAAACUAAAUUUUA